Sinocyclocheilus rhinocerous is the source of this 1248-nucleotide messenger RNA. Its product is annotated as neural cell adhesion molecule 1-B-like. The coding region runs from base 15 to 872 and encodes 285 amino acids. The record is from RefSeq and is a predicted model, not a curated record. The transcript has 3 exons. Lineage: Eukaryota; Metazoa; Chordata; Actinopteri; Cypriniformes; Cyprinidae.
CUCAUUGCUGUAUAAUGAGCAGAUGUGUGUGCUUUCUCUUUGCAUGUAGUCAAGAUGUGUCUAAAGAGCCCAUUGUAGAAGUGAGGACAGAGGAAGAGGCCACAGCCAAUCACGACGCAGAAGGCCAUCCUGAGCCCAAUGAGACCACACCGCUGACCGAACCAGAGCAAGUUACGGAAACUGCCGCCACGGUGUUGGACUUGCCUCUUUCUGUGCCCACUAACUCCGACACAGUCACUGACACCUUUGACCUUAGCCAGAGCAGCCCAGUUAGCGAGAGCACCACUCUCACCUCCAGCAUCACAGCACCUCCCUCUGACCCUCCUAACCCCUUCCACAUGACACCACCCAACAGCAGCACGCCCAAAUCUCACACCAAACCCUCCAUCUCAUCUACUCCGUCUCCCGACCCGGCUAAUGUUACUCUCCUGGUAGACCUGGGUGAUUCCCCAGAGCCACAAGCUGAGGUUCCUCCAGUGGUCCCUUCAGAAGAACCAGUCCCAGUGCCUCCUUCCCCUCACAGCGUUGUCCAACCAGAUGUUGUAAGCUCAAAAGUCACAGAAAACGAAUUAGAGUCGCCCGAGUCUCAUGCCACUUUAAAUCCCAUCAGCCCACAGGACAGCGUCGCGAUGCCCUUAGUGAAUCAUGAACAUGAGAUUGAUGGAGAGCUCACACUGGCACCAGACACAGACGUCCCUCAGGAUGGGUCACAUGCUGUAGGGACAGCUGGCUCCAGUGGCCCAUCUGUUCCAGCACAGGACGAGAAAAUUCUGGAUGAGAAGAGUACAACUGAGCUGAAGAACGUUAUGCCGGGCACUGGAGCAGAACCCAACACCCUCACGCAAACAAACGCCACUGAAAGUAAAGCAUGAGAAGAUGAGUAGAGGAGUAAAAGCAUUGUGGUGACCAUGGACGAACGUGUUUGUUUAACAGUGCCCUUAAUGAAUUUUCUGAACAAAACGGUGUAUCUACAGACAGAAGUUUCACUUAUAAUGUAUAUCUGCAUUUUCCGUUUAUUUUUGUUGAUUUGAGCAAGUUUCUGUAUCAGAGUUACAAAUUCAUAUAAUUCAAAGAUAUUCUUAUAGAGCUUCUUGUGUUUCUUUGUACAUUUUUUUCUCCAUCAAAAGGAUCAUUAUUAUAGCAGGGCAUCAAGUUAUUCAGGAGAAUGAUUUAUUCAGUAAUACAUGAACGAUUUAUUUGCAAAGUACAUUGUUAAAAUUUCUCCUAUUUUUUUAUCUUGAGUGUUUG